GCGCCAAUUCCCUCUCACAAGCCUCUUUUCACUCUGCUCGACCCUUCCAAUCCUGAAUCAACCUUGCUCAUACGACCCUCGAGACAGCUUCAAGCUUGUCCGCUACAAACCCGCCAUCAUGGCCAGCCUCCCCUCGCAGCACCCCACCCUCUCCCUCCACCUCUCCGACGUCACCCUCACCCCGCUCAUCACCUCGGCCUCGUCGCAAUCCCACCUCGAGUCUCUUACCGCCCUCACCUCGAGCGCCCUCUCCUCCCAGACCGCCGCCCAGCGUCUUGGUCUCGGCCGUCCUCAGCGCCUCAUGGUCGAGUACCCGGAGCGCGGGCCCGUCGUCCUACACUCUUAUCUCGACCCCCGCGAUACCGCCGAAGCCAGCGCCGCCGGGAACAAUAACGCCGCAGCAGCAGCAACUUCGAGCCGUCCCGGUUCAGCACCCGGCUCUAGUCACGGCCCCGACUCACGGUCCGAACCGCCACCCGCAAAGGACGACCCACGCUCCGAGGACGCGGCGCCGCUGCUCGUCGGUGUCGUGGUCGCCGGAUCCGCCGAGGAGGCGAGAGAAGCCCGCCGUGCCUCUGCGAGGCUGGAACGCGUGGGUAGAGAGUUUCAGAAGGAGUGGGUGGUCGAGAGUCAAGACCGCGCACACGAGGAUGGGCCCGAAUGACGCGACUCCCCUGCAGCCAGCCAUGUCAGGGACACGCACGGCGUCCGCAGAAACAUGCGCCACGACCAAGACCAAAACCACGAUUACGAAGCGAUGCAAUACAAAUGGGAUAAUACCACGGAGGAACGAACAUGAAGAAAAGAGGCGAGCGAGAAAGAAAGUGUAUGAAAAAUCUUGGUGACAUGGACGCUUGCCAUCCAACUCGAGCCGUCAUCCUUAAAAGAGGAGACGAACUACGAGUAUUUGGGUUUAUCUAUGGAGUAUGCUACUGAGCGAGAUACCUCAGAGGUCGCACAUAGAUCGAUCGGUAUGAUUUUUGGUCCGAGACAGACCAGACCACAUCCACCACAUCCAUCAAACUCUGUUUUUUGCCAUGUCGUGGAAUCAUGGAAAUCACAGAAUCACAUGGCAAGACAUAUAUACCAGUUACAACAACAGACGCAGCAGAUACAGCACAGUUACUUGUUCUAAAA
Molecule: messenger RNA, 1137 nt
Organism: Fusarium vanettenii 77-13-4
Lineage: Eukaryota; Fungi; Ascomycota; Sordariomycetes; Hypocreales; Nectriaceae
Exons: 1
Coding region: 119-664 (181 amino acids)
Source: RefSeq, a predicted model, not a curated record